GCGUUGGACGUCCUCGUUAACGGUAGGCUGAAUAGCGGAUUCAAACGGGUUGUGUGGUAGUCGUCGGGUCGUUGUUGUCGUCGCCGCCGUCGUUAUUCUCCUCAAGUACAAAAAGGAAUACAUAAUAGUCAAAUGAAUAAAACACUGCCACACCAAGAAUAACUAAGCAAAAAAAUUUUGUGAAUAUGUGCUGAACCGAUCGAAACACCAACAUCACAAAUCAAAACUAGAAAUUGAGCCAAAAAGAAAACCUACUACUAAUAUCGAAUUUAUUUCUUAAGUAAUUCUUUUCUUGGUCAUAGAGAUCGAAAAGAACUCCAAUAACACAACGAAUCGAAAUAACUAUGAAACGCAGUAAGUGGAGCAGUAGCUCCACACAACGUUUCAUGAUUUCAUGGACACUGCUGGUCGCCUUGUUAGCGAGUUGUGGGCCACAAUUGUCGCUGGGUCAGCGUGGAGCCACCACAUUUAUGCCUGCCUUAGAAUGUUACGAUAAAUACAAUAAACCUCAGAGAUGUAUGCCAGAAUUCAUAAAUUCAGCUUACCAACUACAAAUUGAAGCGACAAAUACUUGUGGCGAGCAAGGCGAUAAUCAUUUCUGUGUACAAACGAUGAACUCAAAUCAGAAGAACUGUGAAUUUUGCAGAUGGGAGGAUCACAAUCCAUCAUUUUUAACCGACUUGCACGAUCCACAAAAUCCAACAUGGUGGCAAUCUGAGACCAUGUACGAAGGCAUCCAACAUCCGAAUCAUGUCAACCUCACAUUAAAUUUGCGUAAAUCAUUUGAUAUCACCUACGUACGGUUGCUCUUCCGCUCGCCACGACCAGAAUCGUUUGCAAUUUAUAAGCGAACCUGUGAGACAUGCCCCUGGAUACCAUAUCAGUACUACAGUGCCACCUGUCGAGACACGUACGCAUUACUCGACACACGUUCGGUGCGUAAGGGUGAGAGUGAGGCGCAUGCUUUUUGCACCAGCGAGUACAGUGACAUUUCACCAUUGAGAGAUGGUGAAAUUGCCUUCUCUACAUUGGAAGGUCGUCCUAGUAGCAUACAUUUUGAACAUAGUCCGGAAUUACAGGAAUGGGUGACGGCCACCGAUAUACGCAUUACUCUCGAUCGCCUCAAUACGUUCGGUGACGAGUUGUUUGGCGAUGCUCAAGUACUCAAAUCAUACUUUUAUGCCAUCUCCGAUAUUGCGGUGGGAGCUCGUUGCAAGUGUAAUGGUCAUGCCAGUAAAUGUGUGGACAGCACCGGCAUGAAUGGAGAGCGUCGACUGGUUUGUGAGUGUCGUCACAACACCGAUGGUCCAGACUGCGAGAGAUGUUUGCCACUGUACAAUGACGUCAAAUGGAAAAUGGCCACUUCUUUGGAUGUCAAUGAAUGCAAACCUUGCAAUUGUAAUGGCUUUGCUGAUAAGUGCUUCUUCGAUGCCCAUCUGUUCAAUACCACUGGUCAUGGUGGCCAUUGUCUGGAUUGUCGUGAAAAUCGUGAUGGUGCCAAUUGUGAACGCUGCAAGGAGAACUUCUAUAUGCGUGAGGACAACUAUUGUGUGCAUUGUGGUUGUGAUCCUGUCGGUUCGCGUUCACUGCAGUGUAAUAGCCAGGGCAAGUGUCAGUGUAAGCCCGGAGUCACGGGUGACAAAUGUGAUCGUUGCGAUUCGAAUUUCUAUCAAUUCAGUGCCCAUGGCUGUCAGCCUUGUGGUUGUGAUCCUAGAGGUUCUCAUCAAAAUAUGCCCGCUUGUGAUGCGGAAACAGGCAUUUGCCAUUGUAAGGACAAUGUUGAGGGAAAACGUUGCAAUGAAUGUAAACCGGGCUUCUUCAACUUGGACUUGGGCAAUCGCUUUGGCUGCACACCCUGCUUCUGUUAUGGCCACACCUCGGAAUGUCAAACGGCUCCCGGCUAUUCUGUUGUCUCGACCACUUCGAAUUUCAACAAGCACAAGGAACGCUGGAGUGCCACCGACCUGUACAAUCAAGAAGUGGACAUCAAAUACAAUCAGUACAGCCAUAGCAUAGGAACCACCGCCCAUGGCAACGACUAUGUCUACUUCUUGGCCCCUGAUCGCUUCUUGGGUGAUCAGAGAGCUUCAUACAAUCGCGAUUUGAAAUUCAAAUUGCAAUUGGUGGCUCAAAUAGCUCCUAGUACCAGUGCCAGUGAUGUUAUAUUGGAGGGUGCUGGCACCAAGAUAUCGCUGCCCAUUUUUGCCCAGGGCAAUGGUAUGCCCGACCAGUCGAGCAAGGAGUAUGUUUUCCGCUUGAAUGAGCAUCGCGAUUAUCAGUGGCAACCAAGUCAAUCGGCUCGUGGCUUCCUUUCGAUUUUGUCAAAUUUGACUGCCAUUAAGAUUCGUGCCACCUACUCAAAGCAGGGUGAGGCCAUUUUGGACGAUGUGGAAUUGCAAACGGCUCACCGUGGUGCUGCUGGCCACCCGGCUACAUGGAUCGAACAAUGUACCUGCCCCGAAGGUUAUUUGGGGCAGUUCUGUGAAUCUUGUGCCCCUGGUUAUCGUCAUAGUCCUGCUAGAGGCGGCCCCUUUAUGCCCUGUAUUCCUUGCGAUUGCAAUGGCCAUGCCGAUAUUUGUGACUCGGAGACGGGUCGCUGUAUCUGUCAGCACAACACCACCGGUGACAACUGUGAUCAAUGUACCAAAGGCUAUUACGGCAAUGCCUUGGGAGGCACCAAAUACGACUGCAAACGCUGUCCUUGCCCCAAUGAUGGCGCCUGUAUGCAGAUUAGUGGCGACACUGUCAUUUGUACCGAGUGUCCUGUGGGCUACUUUGGUGCCCGUUGCGAACAAUGUUCGGAUGGUUUCUAUGGUGAUCCCACCGGCCUGAGUGGUGUUGUCCAGACCUGUAAGUCCUGCGAUUGUAAUGGCAAUGUCGAUCCCAAUGCUGUGGGCAACUGCAACCGCACCACUGGAGAAUGUCUUAAAUGCAUCCACAACACUGCCGGCCAGUAUUGUGACAAGUGUUUGCCCGGCCACUUUGGUGACCCCCUGGCCUUGCCGCACGGUCAAUGCGAUCGUUGCAGUUGUUAUCCCCAUGGCACUGAGCAAAACCAAGAUGGCAUCUCCCAGUGUGAUCAAGUUACCGGCCAAUGCCAGUGCAAACCAAACGUUAUAGGGCGUGAUUGCGGUGAGUGUCAGCCCGGCUACUUCAACAUCAGAUCCGGCAAUGGUUGCGAGAAUUGUAUGUGCGAUCCUGUGGGAAGUUACAAUUCCACCUGCGACCGCAUGACCGGCCAGUGUUUCUGUAAACCCGGCAUUGUGGGUCUGCACUGUGAUCAGUGUGCUGUGUAUCAUUAUGGCUUCUCUACGGAGGGCUGCAAGCCCUGCGAGUGUGAUGAGAGCGGUUCCAAGGGCUUCCAGUGCGAUCAGAAUGGCCAAUGCCCUUGCAAUGACAAUGUGGAGGGCCGUCGUUGCGAUCGUUGUAAGGAGAACAAAUAUGACCGCCACUUGGGCUGCAUCGAUUGUCCCGACUGCUACAAUCUUGUGCAGGAUGCGGCCAAUGAACAUCGCGCCAAGUUGUCCAAUUUGAGUUCCACUCUAGAUGAGAUUUCCCGCACCCCCGUCACCAAUGAUGGAGAGUUUGAGGGCAAAUUGAAGGCAGUGCAAGAAAAGGUGGACAUACUCCUAAUGGAUGCCAAAUACGGCGUGGGUGAGGGAGGACGCACCUAUGUGGAGGUUAUGGAGGAUUUACGCAAGCGCCUGGAAAGUAUAAACACACAUCUCGAUAAUGCCGACACCUUGCAAGAUGCUGCCAAUAUUGAAAUAGAAAAGGCCAAGCAGAAUCACACCAAUGUGCAGGACAUAAUCGAAGCUGCCAAGAGUGAUCUUAAGAAUGCCCUGAAUAUGUUGAACGACGAGGGAGCCCAGGCUUUGGCCAAGGCCCAAAAUAAAUCCGUGGAAUUUGGAGUGCAAUCCAAUCAAAUUUCCGAUAUAUCGCGUGAAGCCAGAGCCUUGGCAGAUCGCCUUGAGUCAGAGGCCCAAUUUGAUUUGAAAAAUGCCAAGGAUGCCAGCGAUGCGGUGGAGAAGGCCUAUGAAUUGGCCAAGAGUGCCAUUACCUUGCAACAAAAGGUUAGCGAUGAAUUGAGAACUGAUAUCAGACUGGAAUUGGACACAGUCCAGACGACCCUGGCCACCACGGCACAAAUCACCAAAGAAGCCUUGCGCAAAGCCAAUGAGGUAUACGAUGCCGCAUUGACACUGCUGACAGAUGUAAAUGGCCUGACCGCGCCGAAUAUCGACAUCAAAAAACUGAAAGAAGAAGCUUUGGAAGCCAACAACCAAGCCAACGAACUAUUGGCCAAGGUCAAUGAUGUUUCCAACAGCAAUGAUGAACUUUUUGGAAAUUUGGAGGACCAGCUUCUCCUAUCAAAGGUGAUGUUGGAAAGAGCCAAUCAACAAAAGAAAGAGGAAAUUGAUUUGCUUAAGAGAGCUCAGGAUGCCUUCGAUAAGGCUACCAAGGCGGUGGAGCAGGGCGAUAAUACCUUGAAGGAAGCCAAUAACACUUAUCACACUUUGGCCGGUUUCCAAGCCGAUGUUGAAAAAUCUGCGGCAAAUGCCGAAUUGGCCCUAAAAACGGUUGGCAGCAUUGAAGCAGAAAUUAAUAAGGCAGAUGAUUUAAUACGACAAGCCGAACGAGCCUUGGAAGGUGCCAACAAGAAUGCCGAUGAAGCCAAAAUGAAUGCCCAAGAAGCUCAACAGAAGUUUGCCGAACAAGCCUCAAAGGAUGCCGAAUUCAUACGCCGACGAGCCAAUGAAACAAAAGUCAAUGCACGUAAAUUAAGAGAUGAAGCGGAUCAAUUGAAUCAUCGCGUCAAGAUAACUGAAACCGAUAUUGCUCGUUUGGAGGAGUCCUCAAGUAAGGAUGACAAUCUGGUGGAUGAUGCCAAACGAAAGGUGGGUCAAGCUAAGGCCGACACUGAAGAAGCGAAGAAACAAAUUGAUAAGGCUGUCAAAGAGCUGGAAGAUAUUCGCGAUGAGUUAGUCAAUCUAAAGGAUAUCAAUACAGCGGAUUUGGAUCAAUUGGAAAAACGCUUGGACACCGUGGAGGCCGAUGUUGCCAGGGCCAAUUUGACCGGUCGCAUUGAUAAAUUCCGUGAAAUGCGCAACAUACAAAAGAAGACCAUUGACAAAUACGAAAGGGAAAUGCAAGAACUUGUGGCUGAAGUUACCAAUGUUCGUCUUAUAUCGGAAGCACUGCCAGCGGAAUGUUUCUCCAGAAGUCGAUUGGAACCUUAAAGAGACCUAUUGUCCCUUUUUUGGGACAAUGGCCUCAAAGCACUCACAUACACCACUAAAGCCAAUCAACAACAAAACUAAAUUACAGAACAAAUCAUUUUUUUUUUUAAAUAAUAUAUACCAUAGAUCAUAACAUAAUUUAGUUAAAGAAAUCUUAAUUAAGCUUUAUUAAAACAACAAGAAGAAGAAGAGUAGUAGCGUUAAUUUUUUUUAUUAUUGCAAUACACCAAAACUUGUCUUUUGCUUUCUCCGUACAAAAUGAAAAACUAGCCUUUGAGGGAGUAACGGUUGCUGAGAAAAAUAUCUCACCAAACAUAAAGUGCCCAAUAGACUUUCCCUCUUGGGCGAGUUAUUGGAGUUAUAACUUGCCUUAUAUUAUUUCUUCUUUGUUUGUUUUUUUCUUGUCAUAAAAUUGUGUAUUGUAAUUUUUGUGUAUUAAUUGUAGAAAAGAUACUUUUUUCUUAAAAUGCUUUUGAAAUUCGAAUAUGCCGCCUUUUUGUCAUUGAAUAUCUGCACUAUAUACAGAACAAAAUCACCUUACAAGCAUAUACAUCGCAUAUAUAGCUGACUACUUAUUUUUAUUUGUCUUCUUUUUUCACACAAAAGUAUCAUUUCACAAUAUUUUGUACUUGUAUGUGCCAAUAUUAUGUUAAAAAUUUCCACAACCUAUUUGACUGCAUUACAUUGCAAAGCAGUAUGAGGAAAUUGCUAGUUUAUAAUUUAAGACUUUCGUAAUAAAAAAAUAACAUUGAUGUAUUUCACGAAAAAGAAAAAUAUUUUUAUAG
Messenger RNA from Stomoxys calcitrans (stable fly), 6025 nucleotides. RefSeq names its product laminin subunit gamma-1 (gene LanB2). The record is from RefSeq and is a predicted model, not a curated record. NCBI's taxonomy places the organism in Eukaryota, Metazoa, Arthropoda, Insecta, Diptera, Muscidae. The transcript is spliced from 13 exons. The coding region runs from base 345 to 5240 and encodes 1631 amino acids.